This is a messenger RNA of Ahaetulla prasina, 5526 nucleotides long. Its product is annotated as TRPM8 channel-associated factor homolog. The record is from RefSeq and is a predicted model, not a curated record. Bases 1 to 4329 code for a protein of 1442 amino acids. The transcript has 14 exons. NCBI's taxonomy places the organism in Eukaryota, Metazoa, Chordata, Lepidosauria, Squamata, Colubridae.
AUGGAUUCCCAACCUUCUUACGAUUUGUUAGUGAAAGGCAUUCAGUCCAUCGAUGUCAGAGGAGAUUUCAAUCCAUGUAAGCUUUUGCUCACAGGCGAUCAAGCCCAGCCGGUGCUUAAGGAUUCGAAGGGGCAAGUUCUCAUAGCUGCAUCCCAAUAUGGGAAAGGCCGGAUGGUGGUCAUGGGGCAUGAAGCCAUGUUAAAGCUUCCCCAGUUCUUGCCGUUCAUUAAAAACGCUCUGGAUUGGCUCAAACCUUCCCCAGCGUCAUCUUCUCCAAUGGCACUGGUAGGAGUCCACAGAAGCCUGGAUGCCCUCUCCAAAUUGCUCCUCAGUAAUGGUAUUAAAGUUCAUCCAGAUGCAACACUUGGGGACUCUCCUGAAGUAUUCUGCAGAGAUGCCUAUGAUAGUGCGCAGGCUGAUGACCUUGUGCUAUUUGUGAAAAGAGGUGGUGGACUGCUCAUUGGUGGCCAAGCUUGGCACUGGUCGUCUGAACAUGGGAAGGAUGCAGUCCUGAUUCAUUUUCCUGGAAACCUGGUAACCAGUGUGGCUGGAGUGUAUUUCACUGACAAUAUGGGAGAAAAUGCUAUUUUACCUGUGUCUGAAAAAAUUCCCAGGAUUCCCCUGAUCACCGAGCAUGGAUUAAACAUAGAAAGGGACUUACGGAUUCUUCUGAAUAGAGUGAAGAGACUCAAUGUAAAGGGUCUACUGUUACCAUCUCCCUUGCUUGUCCACGGAACCUUGGCAUUUCCAGUUGGCAUAAGUGAUAAAUACCACUGUUUCCUGGCAGCUGCAUACUACGGUCGAGGCCGCAUUAUAGUUGCCGGUCGUGAAGGCUUCCUCGAAAUGCCAUCAAUGAUACGUUUCUUCCUCAAUGCCAUCAAUUGGCUCUCUGCUGAAACGGAAAGAAAGAUGGGGAUUGGAGAAAGUUUACAGGGACUUUACUCCAUGUUAAACGAAGCACUGAUUCCCUGUGAGCUAACCAACUUUAAGGAAGGCCUAGGUAUAUACUGUUGUAUGGUCUAUGACGCCAAAGACAUAGAAAGCAUCCAUGAAUUUGUCUCUGAAGGAGGAGGACUCCUAAUUGGGGGUCAAGCUUGGUAUUGGGAUUCUGUGAAACCUGACUCCAGUGCUAUUGCAGAAUAUCCAGGAAAUAAGAUCCUGAAUAAGUUUGGAAUUGCGAUUGUUGGAAAAUUUAUUGAACUAUAUGAAACCAACUAUCCUGUCGGAGAGGUCCGCGAAAUAGCUUCCACUUAUCAUUUCCGGAAAGCAUUGUGGCUGUUCAAGAAACAUAUCCGAAAGGAGCAGGGUCUAAAACUACCAUAUUCCUUGUGGCUCCAGAAGUUGGUGCGAGACAUUGCGAUAUUCCUUGAGAUCCCAGCUAUGAACUCCCAUCCUUUCUCUUCAGUUCAUGAAGAAGUUCUAGAGUUGGCUCAAAUUAAAGGGAUUCCUGAGGUCGGUGUACAUAGCACAAUCCAAGCCAAUACAGACAUAGCCAUCUUACUUCAAUUAGCUUCUGUGCUCUAUAAUGCUGUACCAGAGUUUCAAGCCUUAGUACCCAGCCUGAUGCCAAAUGAUCCAAACUCUUAUCCUAUAGUACCUCCUCAAAACGUUCAAGUAAAUGGAAGCAAUACAGAAAAUGAAGCUUGGAGAAGCACUGGCAUGUUUGCUCCCCCAGCAUCAACGGUCACUUUAUUAUUCCCAGCCUCCACUCUCAAUGCAAAAUUGCAGGUGCAGAUUGGGUGCCAUAUUGAUAAUUUAGUCAAUGACAAGAGAUGGAGGCGUCCUCCAGUGGUCACAAGGCGUUUUAAGGUGAAGACUGCGAAGAUGGAGGUCUCCAGUUUGUGGGGAGGCCUCCUGUACAUCAUUGUACCAGAGAACUCUUCAUUGGGCUACUUCUCUAUCACCAUCGAAGGGGCCACCCAGGCUCCUUAUUUCAAGCAUGGUGAAACCAGCAUCCAGGAUUGGCAAGAUACUAUCCGCCAUUAUCCUGCUCCCUGGGCAGAACUGGAAACCGAAAAUAUCAUCCUCACACUGCCAUCGGAUACUAUACGUAGUCACGAUGGGAUCGCUUUCCUCCUCCAGACUUGGGAUCAGAUGAUGAGGGCCAUCACCCACUUAGCAGCCAUCCCUCCUAUUUUUCCCAGACCAGAGAGGGUUGUGGCAAAUGUUCAAAUAUCAGAAGAUUGGGUGCGCACUGGCUAUCCAAUCAUGAUUCAUCUGUGGGCCGUGCCUGCCUUCAUAGAUGUGCAAGCUUUCUACACUAAAGGAACCUGGGGCCCAAUUCAUGAACUCGGUCAUAACCAGCAGAAAAAUGGGUGGAAUUUCCCUCCCCAUACGGACGAAGCCACCUGCAACCUCUGGGCCGUUUACGUCAAUGAGACCGUGCUGAGCAUCUCCCGAGAAAUAGCCCACCCAGACCUUCAACCGGGUGCAAGAAAGGAGAGGAUUGAGAACUACAUUAGAAAUGGAGCUAAUCUGGACGACUUUGAAGUGUUCACUGCACUUGAACCCUAUUUGCAGCUGCAGGAAGCCUUCGGUUGGGACCCCUACAUCCACAUUUUCGCGAAAUACCAAACCAUGAGCAACAUCCCAGAUGAGAAAAAGGACAAGAUGAACCUGUGGGUAGAAACCUUCUCUCAGGAAGUCAAAAGAAACCUGGCUCCUUUCUUCAAAACUUGGGGGUGGCCCAUUGAGGACAGUGUCUCUGAGAAGCUGGCCUUAUUCUACCCCGCCUGGGCAGAGGAUCCCAUGAUAGAAAUUCCUGAAAACAGCUCUCCUGCCGGAGAGGCCUGCGAAAUAGCUUCCACUUAUCAUUUCCGGAAAGCAUUCUUGAAGUUCAAGGAACAUAUUCAAAAUGAACUGAUUCUAGAAACAACAUAUUCCUUGUGGCGGCAGAGGUUGGUGCAAGAAAUUGCAAUAUUCCUUGAGAUCCCAGCUACAAACUCCCGUCCUUUCUCUUCAGUUCAUGAAGAAGCUCUAGAGUUGGUUCAGAUUAAAGGGAUUCCUGAGGUCAGUGUACAUAACCGAAUCCAAGCUAAUUCAGACCAAGCCAUCUUACUUCAAAUAGCUUCUGUGCUCUAUAAUGUUCUGCCAGAGUUUCAAGCCUUAGUACCCAGCCUGAUGCCAAAUGAUCCAAAUUCUUAUCCUAUAGCACCUCCUCAAAACAUUCAAGUAAAUGGAAGCAAUAAAGGAAAUGAAGCUUGGAGAAGCACUGGCAUGUAUGCUCCUCCAGCAACAACAGUCACUUUAUUAUUCCCAUCCUCCACCCUCAACGCAAAAUUGCAGGUGCAAAUUGGGUGCCACACCGAUAAUUUAGUUGAUCUCAAGAAAUGGAAGCGUCCUCCAAUGGUGACAAGGCAGUUUCCGGUGCAGACGGAGAAGAUGGAGGUCUCCGGUUUGUGGGGAGGCCUCUUGUACAUCAUUGUACCAGAGAACUCUUCAUUGGGCUACUUCUCUGUCACCAUCGAAGGGGCCACCCAGGCUCCUUAUUUCAAGCAUGGUGAAACCAGCAUCCAGGAUUGGCAAGAUACUAUCUGCCACUAUCCCGCUCCCUGGGCGGAACUGGAAACCGAAAAUAUCAUCCUCACGCUGCCAUCGGAUGCUGUACGUAGUCACGAAGGGAUCGCUUUCCUCCUCCAGACCUGGGAUCAGAUGAUGAGGGCCAUCACCCACUUAGCAGCCAUCCCUCCUAUUUUCCCCAGACCAGAGAGGAUUGUGGCAGAUGUUCAGAUAGCAGCAGGUUGGAUGCACGCUGGCUAUCCAAUCAUGAGUGAUGUAGGUGCCCUAUCUGAGAUCAUAGAUGUGCAAGAUUUCUAUGCUAAAGGAACUUGGGGCCCAAUCCACGAACUCGGUCAUAACCAGCAGAAAAGUGGGUGGAAUUUCUCACCCCAUACAGACGAAGCCACCUGCAACCUCUGGUCCGUUUACAUCAAUGAGACCGUGCUGAGCAUCUCCCGAGAAAUAGCCCACCCAGAGCUUCAACCACAUGCAAGAAAGGAGAGGAUUGAGAACUACAUUAGAAAUGGAGCUAAUCUAGACGACUUUGAAGUGUUCACUGCACUUGAACCCUAUUUGCAGCUUCAGGAAGCCUUUGGUUGGGACCCCUACAUCCGCAUUUUUGCGAAAUACCAAACCAUGAGCAACAUCCCAGAUGAGAAAAAGGACAAGAUGAACCUGUGGGCAGAAACCUUCUCUCAGGAAGUCAACAGAAACCUGGCUCCUUUCUUCAAAACCUGGGGGUGGCCCAUUGAGGACAGUGUCUCUGAGAAGCUGGCCUUAUCCUACCCCGCCUGGGCUGAGGAUCCCAUGAUAGAGUACCGGCACUCUUGAAGGACCAGAAGCCAAGAUCAUCCUCAUCAGAGAACACUGGAAUUGAGCAGAUGUUUUACUUAAAACUGAGUCUGAUAGUAUCAAUGAUUUUUUCUAUUUAGCUGUUGCGCAUAGAGGAUUUCAGCUCCACUAUUUGGUUGCUACCUUUUUAAAAAAAAUCUCUUUCUUAGGGGAAUCCUUAUUCUUGCAAUCUUUAGAACUUAAAAUUUUAAAUCCACGUGGAAAACACACACACACACACACACACACACUCCUACCUUAUUUUAAUCACUGAUCCAAUAUAGGGAAAUGGGUAAACUAUUUGCUAGCAAUAUGAGGCUGAAAGGAAAGAGAACCUCAUAUUUUCAUUAUAACCUCUAAUAUUCUGUUAAGUUUAGUUUCCAAAUUGGCAUUUCCUGUAUUUUUCACAAAGAACUCUCUCUAAUGAUGCCACACAUUUGAAAUGAUGAUUAUUAAGCUCUUUGCGGGUCUAAAUAAAAAUUGUGUAUAUUAAAAAUAUAACUGUUUGAUCUUUCUCAAUGGCUUGUGCCCUCCGAUUUACUUGAUCCUUUCUGAAUUGAGUGGAUUCUGGGUUCUAUCAUGUUUGUUGUUGUUAGUUGUGAAGUUGUGUCUGACCUAUCACAACCCCAUGGACAGUGUUCCUCCAGGCCUUCCUGUCCUCUACCAUCCUCUGGAGUCCAUUUAAGCUCACGCCGACUGCUUCAGUGACUCCAUCCAGCCACCUCGUUCUCUGUCGUCCCCUUCUUCUUUUGCCCUCAAUUGUUCCCAGCAUUAGGCUCUUCUCCAAUGAGUCCUUCCUUCUCAUUAGGUGGCCAAAGUAUUUGAGCUUCAUCUUCAGGAUCUGGCCUUCUAAGGAGCAGUCAUGGUUGAUCUCCUCUAGGACUGACCUGCUGGAUCGCCUUGCAGUCCAAGGAACUCGCAGGAGUCUUCUCCAGCACCAGAGUUCAAAGGCCUCCAUUCUUUGGCGCUCAGCCUUCCUUAUGGUCCAACUUUCACAGCCAUCCAUUGCAACUGGGAACACCAGAGCCUUGACUAUACACACUUUUUUGGGCAGGGUGAUGUCUCUGCUUUUUAGCAUGCUGUCUAGAUUUGCCAUAGCUUUCCUCCCCAGGAGCAAGCAUCUUUUAAUUUCUUGGCUGCAGUCCCCAUCUGCGAUGAUCUUGGAGCCCAGGAAAAUAAAAUCUGUCACUACUUCCA